This is a messenger RNA of Harpegnathos saltator (Jerdon's jumping ant), 4825 nucleotides long. It is a transcript of the gene cmb, whose product is annotated as combover. The record is from RefSeq and is a predicted model, not a curated record. The coding region runs from base 980 to 4321 and encodes 1113 amino acids. Gene Ontology annotation, cellular component: ciliary basal body; centrosome; centriolar satellite. Gene Ontology annotation, biological process: non-motile cilium assembly; microtubule anchoring at centrosome; protein localization to centrosome. NCBI's taxonomy places the organism in Eukaryota, Metazoa, Arthropoda, Insecta, Hymenoptera, Formicidae. The transcript is spliced from 17 exons.
UCGCCGCGCGCUGCUCGUCAUUCAGCCGAGAUAUGACGCUCGGUCGUAAGACUGCAGCUUAAAGACUACCACGGCUAACCUACGGCUGGCCUACACAUUAGCGCGAGAUUAUUUAUUAUUAACUCCUCGCGAGCCAUAGGCGGGAAACACCACCUGCCUAUUCGCCGCGUCGUCUCGGCGCGAGACCGCCCCGUGCGGUUUCGCGAGCUACCGGCUGCCUGCCGUUAGGUGGCGCCACCGUACGGCGAACCUGUUCCUCAUCCGUUUGUUUUUGGGUUUCCCUCGAUUACGCGGAUUCCUACUGAAACGAGAGAGAGAGAGAGAAAGAGAGAUAUUCCCGUUUGCUGCAGUUUACACCUUCUACACUCUUUACCAUAUUAAUUUGCGCCCUGGAGUCGUGCUUUACGUCCGCUUUGCUUUAAAUACAGAAAGUGCAGCUGCAAAAUAAACAGAUAUACCAAAGUCGUAUGCAGCAUUUAAAAAUGGCCGCAACUUCCCGUCGGAGCAUCGGUAGAUCGGUUGUCAAAGCCGCGAGCGAUAUAUAAGUCGUCGGUCGCAAUUAUCGCGGUGCACACGUCAAUGGCCUGUCUUAUUUAUAGCAGUCUAUUCGUUCGAUCUCGCGCGCGCGCGACCUGCCAAGUAUUUUGACGUAAGAGACCGACGACGCGGGCGUGAUUUCGCAUCGCCGCAAGAUGCGCGCUGCGUAGGAGAUCGCAUUUCGCGUUGAAUUUCACUCGCUGCUCUUCUCGUGCUGUCAAAAGCCCCGCGAGACCGUUUGCCCAUCGCGAUAGUGCCUCGUCGCGUCCGUGUUGCCCAAGUAAAUACAACACGCGCAUGGAUAGUUUAACAGAUAGCUGAUGAGCUAACGUAACAAUCACUGCGCGAGGUUAGUACGCGGUAACAGUGACACUCGUUCGAACGUGUGUGUGUGUUGUUUAACAUAACCGACGUGUGCAGUGCGCUCGCGAAGAAAGCGGCGAUGUUGCCCGGUAUUAACGACGGCCCUCGCAACACGGGCACUUUGCCGAAAAGCAAUCGGAGGAACGAUCGAAACCGAGAACGGUCCGCCGCUAAUCAGCAGAUCGCAAACCGCUCGGCUUACCAUGGCCACCCGCAACAUUUUAACAAUUUGUUCCAAUUGGAGUGGCAACCAGUGAGCGAGCGUGAACGUGAAUCAUCAAGAGCAGCAAAGAACAGUAACACUAGAUCAACUACUUCUUCUGUGCCUGUAUACUUUUAUCAGGAUUUAUCAGACUUUGUAUCACAUAGUUCAGCAAGGCAGUACAACUAUAGCACAGAAGAGUGUGCUUGGACAAAAAUGGUUCCACCCAUUGAGCCUAGAAAUCAAUCACCACUGCGAUUACAAGGAACAAAGCCCUCCAACGUGAAUAAGAUGCCUGACAGAAAUCAAGUAGAGAGCCGUUUAAAUCAGAUCAGGGAGUAUAUCAAGGUCACCGCAACAAUGAUGGACUCUCUUAGUCAAUCUUCUGAUCCUCGCGCACAAGCUCAGAAUGAAAAACUGGGUAGAAUGGUAGAAGAUCUUCAUGACAGUGAGCGGAAGCUGUCCAAACUAUUAGAGCAAUAUCAUAAUCACGGAGUUUCCGACGAGACCAGUGAAAAUGGAAGGGAGGACAUGGACGAGCAUGGCGAUGCUAAUAGAGAAGUGCAGUUACGGAGAAAGGUAGAAGAGUAUCAGAGCAAACUCGCCCAAUUGCAAGAGCAGCAAGCUGAUUUGGUGGGAAUACAGAUGCGCUUCAGAGAAAGGUUAAACGAAGUGCGUCAAGAGCAACAGAUGCUUCUGCAGCAAGAGAAUCAGAAUACAUCCAAUUCCGUCGCGUGGGAAGGCAAUCGUGCGUCUUUGCCGGGUCCUGCUAAUGUGGAUCAACUGGAGUCGGAAACAGCGGCAUUACGAGGAAAAUUGGCGCAACUUCAGAUCAAGAAGAGACAUAUGGAUCAUUUGGUAGCAGAAUUACAGGCCAUAGAGUCAUUCGAGAGAGGCAGCUGCAGUUCCGAGGGCUCACGAAACACUAUAAGAGAUAAAACCGCGGAAUUGGAGGCUAUGAAAGCGCAGCUUGCGCAUAUAAAAGCUCUAAUGGAGGACAGCACAAGAAUUCGUGAUUCCGUAGAUUCCACUUCCGAAUUGGAGCAGGAUGUUGAUGUCAAUAGCGAAGGAGCCGCGGACAUGGAAAUCACUGAGGAUGAAAAUGCGGUGAACAUUUCGUUCGAACGUCACAGUGACAGUGACGACAUCAACCAUGGCAAGAUGCGUAAUUCCGGUGACAGGCCUACGUUUGAGGAUGUACAGGCUGUGACGCGGGAACUCAAGGAACAAUCGGCUUUACUUCAAACCACGCGAGCUGAAUUGCAACGUUUAAAACAGUCAUCACUAUCUACAGCUACUCAUUCUACUUCUUCGUCUUCUUUUCCACCCACAACCCCGCCUCCAGCUCUUACCCCUUUAAGUGUAAACGAAAAAAAGCAGAGUAAUAAUGUUAGUACGGAGUCUCAACAAGCAAAAAGACGUCAACUGGAAGAUCUUAUAAAGAAGGAACAAGCCCAACCGUGUAAUGUGAAUCGGGAUACCCAGGGACCGGAUCUAAAUAGUCAAAGAAGUUCUGGCUCUCAAGUUAGUCAUACUAGCACGCCUGCAAAUGUUUGGCCACCUUCUACCGUCAUAGGAGGCUCUAAUGAGCAAAGUGUAGACGGCGUGUCUACAUCGGACAAUUUAUUAGAUGUCGGUCCACAAGCUGCUGCUAUCGAGAAUGGUUUUCCUGGGAAUUGGUGGAGCUGUCCUUUACCGCCUUUGAAUCAAGUACAACAUGCUUCAGCUGAAUACUAUAAACAACUGAUAUUGGGUUCGCAAGCUCAACAGCUCCAAAUGAUGAAUACGACAAUACAUCAGUGUUGUCAUCUAUUAUGGGCGCAGCAACGCGAGUUACAAUCUAUGCGCACAGCUAUCACACAGUUGCAGUUACAGCUGAGGCAAAAUCAGACUCUACAGCGUGCCAACAAUACUGAAAAUCAGGAGGAAUACUCUAAUUUGAGUCGCAGCGUUCAUCAUCUCGGUGACACAUUGGACGCGAUUUUACCUCCCAGUUCAUCCUUACCGAAUCUUGUAUCGUUACCGAAUUCUUCAGCAGCGCUGUCACAUACUCCAGUAAUCACCACUAACUCACAACAACAACAACAACAACAGCAGCAGCAACAACAACAACAACAACAACAGCAACAACAAUUGAACAAUCAAGUACCUCCUGGUAACAGAGCAAACAACUACUGGGACAAUUUUCGCAGCUAUUCUCGACAAAAUCUCCUCUCAGGAAAUGUAAAGACAAUGACUGAUAUUCCGACGGCUGUGGUGAAUUCGGCAUCUUCUGCAAACACGAUUGGUCCAAGUGGAAGUGGUGUCAACAGUUCAUUGAUAAAAGACAAACGGAAUCGAGAACAAGGAACUGACAACUUGCCCAUACCGCUAACUGGCGCAGAAGCACAAUAUUCUCUGAACUUACAAUUACCGUCUAAUCUGCAACAACAAGAUAGAGAAAACACCACUAUUCGCAGUAAUAUCAUAGCGAAUGAAGUAUCUCAGCAAGUUGAUAACUUUUGGGAAGAAGCUCACAGUUCUUUCCGACUACCGUCUACAACGAACGAUGAUAAUUUCCUUCAUAAUCUAAGUUCAGAGAUGAAAGAAGCACUCAGUUCACUUAUCGCGGUAAAUAAAAGACGGCCCGAUUAUUUAAUAAUUAUCUUGAGGGAAAUUAAAACUAUUAGCGAAGACCACAGAUUGCGGCCUCAAUUGUUGCGUUCACUCCGUGCACUACAAGACACGCAAACACUCAUGAAUAAUCCGUUGAACGAAGUGACUGACUUAACUCCGAGUGAAAGCUGCCAGUCUAGCGACGAAGAUUCGGAUGUUGGUGCGAUAUUAGGUUUUGGUUUAGAAAAUCAAUCGUCUGCGACUGAAUUAGUUGCAACAUCUCAUGUCAUAGACACUGCCUCCUCGCCAGCAUCACAAGUACCAUUGAUAGACCAUUUGGAUAUAUCGGGAACAUUUUCACUCGACUGUGCCAGUGCUCUCCCUUCCACUUCUAACGGGAAACCUGGUUAUAAUGAAGACUUAGCGGAAGCCGAUCAAUCAAGGCCUGAAUCUUCGAGAAAUCAAAAACCUUUUACUACAGACAUGGUUAAUGACGAAGGCCAAGAAGAAGCAGCGUCUUGUCCUAUUGCUGCAGAAGGAAUUGCUCCUGAUCUCGAAAGUCUUGCUGCUAAAACUGAAGACGAGAGAGCACACGAUACCGAACUCGAUAAAUUUUAUUACUAGAUUGCAUCAUAAGCCCCAUGAUGCGCGUUAUUUAUAUAAAUGACUUGUAGCUAUUUUAAGCAUAGCGGAAAAGAGAUGAGUGUAUCAGGUUUAGAUUUCUGACAAGACGUUGGCUUAUUACUGCUUCCGAUUUAAAAAAAGUAUCAACUAAUAAAUAAUAGAAGUUUGAUACAAUAGUAAGCUAUUAAAAAGUUGGAAACUUUGCAAUCAAUACACAUAUUAUUUCAUGUAAUAUGUAAUAGAUUAUCAGACAGAAUUUACAAUUACACAUUUAACUGAAGUUUUACGUUACAAGUUUGCCUAGAGACAACUGAUUUGGGUAUAAUGAUUUACAGCUAUAUUAUAUAUUGUAACUUAUUACAAUUUAUAAAACUUGCUGUACGUAUUUCGACAUUUAUAAAAUAUGCAUUAACAUUUAUUAAUUCUGUCUGGAUGCAUAAGUGUUAAUUAUUGUUUUACGAAAGUGAUAUAUUUCGCCUUUUUUUUAAUUUUUUCUUUCGUUUC